This is a messenger RNA of Colletotrichum gloeosporioides, 2100 nucleotides long. Its product is annotated as putative FAD-linked oxidoreductase. Gene Ontology annotation, molecular function: FAD binding. The transcript has 5 exons. Lineage: Eukaryota; Fungi; Ascomycota; Sordariomycetes; Glomerellales; Glomerellaceae. The record is from RefSeq and is a predicted model, not a curated record. Bases 1 to 2100 code for a protein of 699 amino acids.
AUGGCGCCAGGAAUCUUCAUCGUGCCCGGCUUAUAUGAAAUAGUCGCCACCUUUGGGCCGCUUGUCGACGAACUCAAGAAAGCCGGGUACCCCUCAAUCUACGUGGGCACCAUCAUCAGCGGUGGCACGUCUUCAAAACGGGAGCCUCGCGGGCUUACCAUUGCCGACGACAUUCAAGGUAUCCGAACCGAGCUCGAACCAUUCGUGGACAGAUGCGGAAGUGACGGCGUGAUUCUGGUCCUGCAUUCCGCUGGCGGCUUCAUCGGAGCUGGCGCCAUGAAGGGCCUGACCCAGUCAGCCUACGAAGAUGAAGCGAAGAGGGGUGGGAUUCGACAAAUCGUCGGGUUUACGGCUGCAUUCUUGCCUGUUGGAUUUGAGAAUCGGCCGUUGCCGUUUAUGAAGAUCGAUGAAGAGAAGGGAACCCAGGGUCCUGUUGAUGAUAUGGCGUUCUUCAACGACAUGUCCGCCGAGGCUGCAAAGCCGUGGGUUGAUGAGUUUGUGCAUCAUCCGGCGCAUGGGUGGGGCACGAAGAUUGAAUACGCCGGGUGGCACGACGUGCCUGUGGACUACAUCAUUUGCUCGCGAGACCAGAUCAUUCCCAUGCCGAUGCAGGAGACGGUCGCGGCCGGUGCGGAGGCAAAGAUUUAUCGACUCGAUGCAGGGCAUAUGGCGCAGUUGUCUCGUACCAAGGAGCUUGCGAACCUGAUCGUGGAGGCCAUUUGCAGAAUGACAUACCCAGAGACGCCAACCUACAACGAAUCAGUCUCGUCAUACUACUCCGGCCAGGAACGCGACAUCCGGCCGGGAUGCAUCUUCCAACCCAGGAAUGCCCAGGAGGUCUCUCAGUUCAUCAAGCUCAUCACUAGGAAAGACACCACAUGUUCCCACGCGCCCCCUCAAUUCGCCAUCCGAAGCGGGGGGCACAUGAUCUGGCCCGGCUCGGCCAACAUCGACCAAGGCAUCACCGUCGACCUGCGCAAGCUCAACUCCCUCAUCUUGAACGGGGACAAAACUGUAGCGUCACUGGGUGUCGGCGGUAUUUGGAGCGACAUCUACCCACGACUCGCCCCUCACAACCUGACGGUCAUGGGCGGGAGAGUAAGUGGCAUCGGCGUCGGAGGUCUUGCUACAGGUGGCGGUAUUCAUUACCUCGCACGCCGUCACGGCUGGGUCUGCGACAACAUCCACACCUACCAAGUCGUCCUCGCCAGCGGCGCCAUCGUCGAAGCCACAGCAUCCUCCUACGCGGACCUCUGGCUCGCGCUGAAAGGCGGCUCCAACAACUUCGGCAUCGUCACCCGCAUCGAUGUCCCAACCUUUCCGAUGGGCGAUAUAUGGGGAGGCACGGUGGCCUUCGAGUACGCGAAUGAGGUCCUGGAUGCGCAUGCACAGGCGUUCAGUGACUUCAUGAGUGCCGAGAACUUUGACGAUGCCGCUGAUAUGGGCAUGUCCUUGCUCUUCGACCAGGGCAACUACGCAGUCGGCGACGCGCUGUAUUAUGUCACGCCCGUCGAGAAUCCGCCUGUGUAUCAGCCGUUCACGGCGAUUCAACCGCAGAUUGCCAGCUCGUUGCGGAUUGGGAAUGCUAGUUCCAUGACAUUGGAGGCGACCGGCCUUCUUCCGCCGAAUGCCACGCGGGCCAUCGAUAUCGCCUACUCCUUCAAGAACGGCGAUUCCAGCGUUUACUCGAAGAUGUUCAGAACCUGGGAGGAAGGGACCAGGCUUUUGGCACACAUAGAGGGGCUCCAGCUCGUCCUUCUCAUCCAACCCCACCCAGUCGCUAACGGGACGAAUUCGCUGGGGCUGACGCCAGGGUCCAAAGACGAGGUGAUGUCGGUCUUGACGGUAGCUUAUACAAACCGGGAAGACGACGAAGUGGUUCAGGCAGGGAUGCAGGGUAUCAUUGACGCCCAUAAGGACAUGCUGCAACAGCGCGGACUUCUAAUCCCUUUCCAAUAUCUCAAUUACGCAGACAUCACGCAAGAUCCGAUUGGAAGUUACGGACCAGAGAUUAAAGCGAGGCUGCAGGCUGUCAGCAAGAAGUAUGAUCCUGAAGGCUUGUUCCAAAAGGGCGUACCAGGUGGGUUCAAGGUGUUUUAG